Molecule: messenger RNA, 3327 nt
Organism: Aspergillus thermomutatus
Lineage: Eukaryota; Fungi; Ascomycota; Eurotiomycetes; Eurotiales; Aspergillaceae
Product: RNA-binding ribosome biosynthesis protein MAK21
Exons: 4
Coding region: 1-3327 (1108 amino acids)
Cellular component (GO): nucleus
Source: RefSeq, a predicted model, not a curated record
AUGGCCAAGGGCAAAGGAAAGAGCUCCUCCGGAGCAAAUGCAGUCCCAGUGGCUGACUCCAAGUCUGCUGGGGAAUCUCUUCCCCAGCUUGAGGAGGGUGCAUUUGCUGGUCUGCGACAGAGAAUCGAACAAAAGUUGAAGGACGAGCAGGCUGCCAAACAACACAAGUCGAAGAACAAGAAGAACCAGAAUGUGGACAAAGCUACGCCGAAGAAGGAGAAUGAAGCUGGUCCGAAGUUCGAACCGAAGCGUGAAAUCAAGAGCGAUAAGAACAACAAAGGCAAGAAACGUGACCGCAACGGAGAAGUGAUCGCCAGGGAAGAGAAGAAGGACGGUGGAAAAGAGGAUGACACUUUACGCCAGGAAAUUUUGGCACUUGGUGGUACCGAAGAAGACUUUGAUUUGCUGGCGGGCGUUGAUUCCGAGUCUGAAGUGGAAGUCGCACAAGAGACACAAAAGAAGUCCAAGAACAAGUCUGAGGAGGAUUCGCUCCGAAAUGAAUUAUCCGCAAUGCUAGCUGCUGCUGGUCAAGUUGUGCCCGAUGACAUUGAAGACGAGGACGAGGUGACUGGCGCAUCUGGCUCAGAGAGAGAGGAGGAGGAGGAAGAAGACGACGUUCAGCAGAGCGAGGACGGCGAUCAGUCAGAAGCCGAGAAGGCCUCUUCGGCACCAGUUGCCAAAAAAGCCGAGCCUCCCAAGAAGGAGAAGGCCAAAGAGACAGCCCCCGAGAAUAUUUUCCCAAAAGAAUUCUCGAAACUAACCAUCCCUCCCAGGUCUGACUGGUAUGCGACGGUCCUCCCUCCAAUUCCAUCAACCACGAAACAAGCAAAUACUUUGGCCCGCCACGUGGUGGAACGCGUUCACAAUUAUGCCAUCUCACUCCUUGAGAAGGAGAGUAAGAUGUACUCGGAAGCGCAACAGGCAUCGGCCUCUUCCUCUCACAAAUUCUACACCACCAUCAUGUCGACCGGUACCCUCAGCGACAAGAUUUCAGCUUUGACGCUUGCCGUGCAAGAGUCGCCAGUGCACAACACCAAGCAACUUGAGAAUUUGAUUGGUCUGGGCAAGAAGCGCAGUCGUGCUCAGGCGGUGGAAGUUCUGAGAUCGCUGAAGGAUAUGUUCGCUCAGGGUACAUUGCUUCCUAGUGAUCGGAGAUUGAGGACUUUUGGAAACCAGCCAGGCCUCAUGGCAGCAUUCCAAGGAGCUGGAAGCAGGUGGUCGGAAGGUGACCCUCUUCCUGGAGGUUUGCAAAACAGCCAUCUCAUCAUGUGGGCAUAUGAAAACUGCCUGAAGGACCAAUACUUUGAGGUUCUGAAGAUCUUGGAAGUGUGGUGCAAUGACGAGAUUGAGUUCUCGCGCUCCAGAGCUGUGAGUUAUGUCUAUGAGCUGCUGAAGGAAAAGCCCGAGCAGGAAGCAAACUUGUUGCGGUUGCUGGUCAACAAACUCGGCGAUAAGGCCAAGAAAAUCGCCUCGAGGGCUUCUUAUCUGCUUCUGCAACUUGAGCAAGCUCAUCCUUUGAUGAAACCAACCAUCAUCAAGUCGGUUGAAGAGGUCCUCUUCCGGCCGGGCCAGAGCCAGCACGCCAAAUACUACGCUAUCAUCACCUUGAACCAGACCGUUCUUAGUCUGAAGGAGGAGAGUGUUGCCGUUCAGCUCUUGGAUACAUACUUUGCGCUCUUUGUUUCUCUCCUGAAGCCUGUCAAGGAUGGUAAAGGCAAGAAUCAAGGCAAGUUCGGUAAGGGUAAGAAGGGCAAAGGAAAGGAGGAUCUGGCAAAGAGUCAAGCACAGGAAGAAGAAAUGCGCGACAAGCUUGUUUCUGCAGUCUUGACGGGUGUUAACCGAGCUUAUCCUUUCACGAGCUCAGAUUCUGACAGACUUUCCAAACACAUCGAUACCCUUUUCCGUAUCACGCACUCUUCCAACUUCAACACUAGCAUCCAAGCUCUGAUGCUGAUCCAACAACUCACCUCAUCUCAUCAAGUGGGUGCUGAUCGCUUCUACCGAACCCUAUAUGAAUCACUUCUCGACCCACGAGUUGCCACUUCCUCGAAGCAGUCGCUAUACCUCAACCUGUUGUUCAAGGCUUUGAAGAACGAUUUGAACCUCCGACGGGUCAAGGCCUUUGUCAAGCGGAUCGUACAAGUCCUUGGUCUGCAUCAGCCGGCUUUCAUUUGCGGUAUCUUCUAUCUUAUCCGCGAGCUGGAGAAGACUUUCACCGGUAUUCAGGCUUUGUUUGAUCAACCAGAGGAUAACGAAAGCGAUGAUGAAGAGGUGUUCAGAGACGUGCCUGAUGAGGAUGAUGAGGAGCAAGCUCAACCUGCAGUUCUCGAAGAUAAGCAACAGAAGCCUUCAAACCGAUACGAUCCCCGCAAGCGGGAUCCGGAACACAGCAAUGCUGACAAGACUUGUCUGUGGGAAUUGCUACCGUACUUGUCUCAUUUCCAUCCGUCUGUGUCAGUCAAUGCCGCCCACCUGCUGGACCACCGCCCGAUGAGCGGAAAGCCAGACAUGACAAUUCACACAUUGACACACUUCCUUGACCGCUUCAUCUACCGAACCCCCAAGGCCUCCGCAAUUACCCGUGGUGGCUCAAUCAUGCAACCUCUCGCUGGUAGCGACGCGAAGGACCGGCUUGUGGUUGCCGCCACAGGUAGCCAGGAUCUUCCACUCAACUCUGAGUUAUUCUGGAAGACGAAGACCGAGGAUGUGGCAGCGGAAGAUGUUUUCUUCCAUGAAUACUUCAGCCGAGUUGGAAAGAGCAAGGACAAGGCCCAGAAGAAGAAGGCCAAGGAGGCCGGGGCGCGCGAUGAAGAGGACGCAGAAGGACUCAGUGAUGCUGAAUCGGAGAUCUGGGAAGCCCUUGUCAAGUCGCGGCCUGACUUGGAGGAUGCCGGCGAUAGCGACGAUGAUCUCGACCUGGAUGAUCUCGAAUCCGCCUAUGAUCAGGACGAGGACGAGGAGGCUGCCGAGAGCGACGAUGAAGUCAUCUUCAACGACGAGUCCGACGAAGAAAUGGAAGACCUCGAUGCUGGCGCAGAGUCCGAAGCUGAGGAGCCGCCUACCAAGAGCAAGACCAAGGGCAAGAAGGAGGAGGAAGAGGAAGCCCUGGACGAGGAGGACGAUUUCGACAUGGAUGUGUCGGACGAGGAAGCAUUCGUCGGAAGCGACGAGGAGCUCCCGUCCGAUAUCGAGCUUGGGGGCGUGGAGCUGCCCAAGGAGGACGAGGCAUCUGGUCGGAAGAAGAAACGCAAGCUCAAGCACCUGCCAACAUUUGCAUCAGCGGACGACUAUGCAGCCUUGCUGGCCGGGGAGGACGAGGGGAUGUGA